AUGUUCACCGCAGCUCUGAAACACAAGAACCUCAACCUUCAAACCAACACUCCCGCGACAUCUAUUGCUGCUUCCCCAGACGCUGACGGCAGUUGGAGUGUCACUACAACUCGUGGCGCCACCAGGGCUCGUAAAGUCAUUGUAGCUACCAACGCUUAUACCGCCGCACUUCUCCCCGAGUAUCGCGACAAGAUCAUUCCCUACCGUGUCAUCUGCAGCCAGAUCGUUGCUCCGGACCCGCCGCUUUUGGCAGACUCUUAUGUUAUUCGAUUUAGUCCCACGGACUUUGAUUAUCUUAUCCCUCGGCCAGACGGCAGCAUUAUUGUUGGGGGCGCUAGAUCGGCCUACUUCAGAUAUACAGAGGAUUGGUACGGCAGCGUGGAUGACACGAAGGUCAUCGAAAGAGCCCAAGAUUACUUUGAAGGUCUGGACUUCAUGGGCUAUUCAGCAGAUGGACUUCCCCGCUUCGGCCGUGUGCCCGGACGAGAAAACAUGUCCAUCAUGGGCGGCUUCACCGGUCACGGAAUGCCGCAAGUCUUCCUGACCGCCAAGGGAAUCAGUCGCAUGGUCCUUCAGGAUCUGGCGUUCUCCGAGACCGGAAUUCCUAGACUUUUCGAGGAGUCGGAAUCGAGGUUAACGAGUGAUGAGAACAUUUUGAAGGAGAGAUUAAUACGCAGUCAAGCCUCGCUAAGAUGUAGUUACUGA
Molecule: messenger RNA, 705 nt
Organism: Fusarium mangiferae
Lineage: Eukaryota; Fungi; Ascomycota; Sordariomycetes; Hypocreales; Nectriaceae
Exons: 3
Coding region: 1-705 (234 amino acids)
Cellular component (GO): cytoplasm
Molecular function (GO): oxidoreductase activity
Source: RefSeq, a predicted model, not a curated record